GAUAGGCCAGGCCAGAGGCAUGCACUGCUCACCUCCUCUACACUGGAACAGUCCCUCUAAAGAGCUUGCACCUAUACAUCCAGAAGUAGUGGGAGGCAGAGAGAAGACUUUGGGGAAGAUGACAGGGGAAAGACCAGGCUAGUUGGUAGAAGUUGCUUCAGAUGUGCUCUGCUGGUGAAUGAGGGGCUCAAAAGCAUCACCAUGAGCUCCCAUUUGGAACCCUCUGGUGUUAAUGGAUCAAGCAGAGUUGGAGGUCGUGGAAAUGAAGAUGAUGGUGAAGAAAACAGCAACAAUGAGACUUACACCCCAUGCUUAAAGACAGUGAGACCUAGGCUGAGGAGUGCAGAUCCAGCCGGAGAGGGAAGGUCGAGCAGUGUGGAGCAGCUGGUGAGACCUGCCCUGCCAGGGAGGAAAGCACACAGAAAGACCUGCAUCAAGGACAACAGAGGAAGAUGGAGAGAGGGAAAUCAAGACAGGGAUGAGGAGAGACAAAAUGUUGAACACACAGGAGGCAGGGAAAGAGGAAAACAAAGGCAGAGAAAGACUGAAAGAACUGGUACACAUGGAGCUGGAGCGCAGGACAGACAGGGAACAGGAAGCGCUGAAAGUUUGUCUAGCAGUAAUUCUGAAAUCCAAUUAAACAGCCCUUUGGAAGGAUCGAACAACUUGCAGAGAGGAUCCACGUGCCCUAGACCUCUCAGUAUUGGCUGCACCCGGAACAUCGCUGCCAAUUUAAACCCCCAAUCCCCUCGGCCAGCAAUGAGGUCCAUGUCUUCUGCUCUCCCUCAGCCUCCCAUCCAAACCAGAUCCACACCUCUGUCCCCUCAGAGACUUUCAUCCAGAACAGCAGCAGGAGACCUGCACUGCAACCCAUUUAGUUCACCCAGAGAGACAGAUCCAUUCUGGGUGGAGGUGAGAACAGGGACAGCAACUGGACGAUUGUCACAAAGCCAUCUGACACACAUCCCAUCUCUCACCAACUCAGAGCUAGGAGAAGAAGAAGAAGAGGAGGAGGAGGAGGACGAGGAAGAGGACGUGGAAGAUGGCGAGGAAGGAGGCAGUGGUGUGACGGAGGUGAUAGGUCAAACCAUGACAUCAGCAGUGGUGCCGCCUUGUGUUCCUUUUCUCCCUGAGAGGAGGAUGAAUAAAAGAGAGAAGAACAGGAUUAAGUGUCUGAGGAGGAGGCAGAGGAGAAGGGAGAGGUGGAGACAAAGUCAACUGCAGGAGAGCAGACAGAGUUCAACAGGGAACCCAUCCAGCAGCAGUAGUGAGGAUGAUGAGGACAUGAGCGCUGGUGACAGAGAAGGUUACAUAUGCGCUGUGUGUUUGGAUGUAUACUUCAGUCCUUACAUGUGUCACCCCUGCAACCACAUCUUCUGUGAACCCUGUCUGAGGACGCUGGCUAAGAACAGCCCCACCAAUACCCCCUGCCCCCUCUGCAGAACAAUCAUCACACAUGUCUUCUUCCAGAAGGAGCUAAACCAAACAGCAAGAACAUUCUUCCCAAAGGAAUACCUUUCCCGGAAACAAAACUUCCAGAAAGCAAGUUGUGCAAAGUGGCCGCUCCCAAGCUGCCGGAAACUCUUCCGUAUCUUUGGAGGCUUCCAGAGGCAGUCCAGUCCCAUUGCUAGACGCCAGUUCCCCCAUGGAGGAGGCUACCGUCUGGAUGCUCUGGACUUUGAGGAUGACUCUCGAGGCUGGCGUUUUGACAUGGACAUGGUCAUCAUCUAUAUCUACUCAGUCAACUGGGUUAUUGGCUUCUUCAUAUUCUGCUUCCUUUGCUACCUCUUCUUCCCUUCUUUUUGACAGUCAUAACUUAAAUGAUGGAGCAACAUGGAAAGAGGAAAGGUUGAGGAUACUGAAAGAUGAGGGUAAAGUAAGGAACUAAGAUGAAGCAGAGGCACACAAGCAUAUAUAUAUAUAUAUAUAUA
Perca fluviatilis (European perch) is the source of this 1931-nucleotide messenger RNA. RefSeq lists its product as uncharacterized. The record is from RefSeq and is a predicted model, not a curated record. Gene Ontology annotation, cellular component: endoplasmic reticulum membrane. Gene Ontology annotation, molecular function: ubiquitin conjugating enzyme binding; ubiquitin protein ligase activity. Bases 202 to 1806 code for a protein of 534 amino acids. Gene Ontology annotation, biological process: positive regulation of proteasomal ubiquitin-dependent protein catabolic process; serotonin metabolic process; protein polyubiquitination. NCBI's taxonomy places the organism in Eukaryota, Metazoa, Chordata, Actinopteri, Perciformes, Percidae. The transcript has 4 exons.